Molecule: messenger RNA, 1554 nt
Organism: Exophiala aquamarina CBS 119918
Lineage: Eukaryota; Fungi; Ascomycota; Eurotiomycetes; Chaetothyriales; Herpotrichiellaceae
Product: nonsense-mediated mRNA decay protein 3
Exons: 1
Coding region: 1-1554 (517 amino acids)
Biological process (GO): ribosomal large subunit export from nucleus
Cellular component (GO): cytoplasm; nucleus
Molecular function (GO): ribosomal large subunit binding
Source: RefSeq, a predicted model, not a curated record
AUGUCGAUGGAUCUCGAUUCUGUGGCACUGCCAUCCGUCCAGAAACCACAAACAGCCACAAUUUUAUGUUGUAAUUGUGGCGCCGCAAUUGACGGAACUGCUUCUGCUGGUGCAUUAUGUUACGACUGUAUCAAACUCUCGGUCGACGUCUCAGAGGGAAUUCAGCGGGAAGGCGUACUACAUAUUUGUAGAGACUGCGAAAGAUGGUUAAGUCCGCCCUCGCAGUGGGUUACAGCCGCUUUGGAAAGCAGAGAACUCCUUGCUCUGUGUUUGCGAAAGCUGAGAGGUCUCAAUAAAGUCCGUAUCAUCGACGCAAGUUUUCUAUGGACAGAACCGCAUUCCAGACGAGUGAAGGUCAAAAUCACUGUUCAGCAGGAAGCAUUUGAGGGGACUAUCUUACAACAAACUUUCGAGGUGGAGUAUGUCGUUGCCUAUCAACAAUGUCCGGAGUGUGCAAAAUCAUACACACCAAACACAUGGCGAGCGUCGGUCCAAGUCCGACAGAAAGUCCCACACAAACGUACUUUUCUUUAUCUUGAGCAACUCCUUCUCAAGCAUGGAGUGCACAAAGACACAAUCAACAUCAAGGAAGUCAAAGAUGGCUUAGAUUUUUAUUUUGCGCAACGAAACCAUGCCGAGAAAUUUGUCGACUUCCUGACCUCAGUCGCCCCUGUCAAGGUGAAGAAAUCACAAGAAUUGAUUUCGAUGGAUAUCCACACCUCCACCAAAUCUUACAAGUUCACUUACUCCUGCGAGCUGCUACCGAUAUGCAAGGAUGAUUUGGUGGCACUCCCACCAAAAUUGGCCAAAUCCAUUGGCAAUAUCACACCAUUGGCCCUUUGCUACCGAGUUGGAACAUCAGUCAAUCUUCUAGAUCCCCAUACUCUACAGACUGCUGAUCUACCGUCUUCGGUCUAUUGGAGAUCCCCGUUCAAGAGCCUUGCGGACGUAAAGGAGCUCGUUGAGUUUGUGGUGUUGGAUAUCGAAUCUACAGGGGCGCAAAACGGCCGAUUCUUUGGUGCCGAGGUUACCGUUGCCAGGGCGUCGGAUCUAGGAUCAAAUGACACCACCUACUAUUGCAGAACUCAUCUGGGAGGUGUGCUCCACGUAGGAGAUUCGGUCCUGGGUUAUCACCUGACCGGAACGAAUUUCAAUAACUCCCAAUUUGAAGAGCUGGAACAGAGCAACACAUAUGGUUCUACCAUUCCAGACGUUUUGCUGGUCAAGAAGUUCUAUGCUCGAAAGAAGAAACCAAAAUCGAGAAGCUGGAGACUCAGGCGCAUGGAAAAGGACGAGGGAGAGCUGCUGCCGAAGAAGGCCGAUCAAGAGCGGAUGGAUGCCGAUUACGAAAUGUUCCUGCGAGACGUAGAAGAGGACGCUGAACUCAGACAAACGCUUGCGCUGUACAAGGCCAAGCAACAGAAGACCAAAGCCGCGGACGAUGAAAUGAGCUUGGUUACAGGUGAUGAGAGCGAGGAUGAAGUACCUAAGAUCAACAUGGACGAGUUGUUGGAAGAGUUCGAUGAAAUGAAUGUUAACGAUACGGAGGCAUGA